UCGUUGGUCUCCAAGGCCAGUUUGAGAUACAAGUUCAUCCGAGAAGUACGUAAGAGUUGUUAAAUAUUUCAUUAAAAACUAACGCUUAUUUAUAAAACAACGAUCAAAACCCCGCGAAUAAUCGGUCAAGGUUUAUUCAGACGCAGAAUCAUUUUAUUAUACCACAGAAUUCACAAAAGGUUAGUCAUGUUUUUUUUCUGGGUUCCUUUGACGUUGUGUUUGAUGGUGGGCAGUAUUAAUGCAUUGUUGCCGACAUUUGGAGCCUGCCCUGAUGUUAAGACAAUUGAAAAACUUAAUGUUACUAUGUAUUUAGGUAAAUGGUACGAAGCUGAGCGUUACUUUUCAAUAAGUGAUUUUGGAGCUAAAUGUGGAACUUUCAAUUACAGUAAAGAAGAAAAUGGGUCGUUAAAACUAUUAAGUUCACAAAUAUCCUCACUAACGGGUGUAGAGUCGUCAAUAGUGGGACGCGCAAGACCGAUAGAAAGAGCCGACGAUCCUAAAUUUACUGUAUCAUACCCAUCGCUACCGAUCCAAUACCCCAUGCCUCAUUGGGUUCUGGGGACUGAUUAUGACACUUACGCUGUGCUGUGGAGUUGCAGUAAUGUCGGUAUUUUCAGCAUGCGGAGCGCUUGGAUUUUGACACGAGAAAGACAGCCACCGGUUCCAGUUCUCGAGCAAGCGUACAAGAUUUUAGAUAAAAAUCAAAUUAGCCGUGCUUACUUUUCGCGCACUGACCAGAAAAAUUGUCCAACAGUAACAAAUUAGUGUGAUUUUAUUCUUGUUAUAUUUUUAAUGUCUUAUUUAUUUAAUUAUUUAUUGUCAGCUAUUUAUUAAAAAUAAAGUAUAUUUAUUGGAUUAUUUACGACUUUAUAUUUAUUAAAAAAUCGAUAACUAUGCAAAGAUAUCUAUUUCUGUUUCCGCCUGUCAAUUAUCGCUACCUAUAUGUUAUUUAAAGCCGCUUUUUUAUAAAUAAUUAAGAUAAAAAUGAUAAGUUCUCUUCCGCGGUCAAGAAUAUAAAACCCGAAUUUCUGAGCUUACAAUCCAUUCUUAUUUCACCGCCGACAUAAGUUAAAAAAAAAAAAAUGUCCGCAUUAUUUAACUGCUGCAUAUUAUUUUUCUGUUUGGUCGGUGGGAGUUUCGCCCAAAUUUCACAACUUGGAUCAUGUCCAGCCGUACAACCGGUUCAGAAUUUCCAGCCACAAAACCUUUCAGGAAUGUGGUAUCAAGUUAGACGCUACGACAAUUUUUACGACAUUAAUGAAAGAUGCAAUCGUGUCAAUCUCACUAUCGGGUUGGGUAAUAGAUUGAGAAUAAGUGAACGCUCAGUCAACACUCUCUCUGGAGAACCGAUAACAACGAAUCUAACUUUAACUCCAGUAAAUAGAGCACAGGCUCAAUACAGAGUCAGACUAUCUGUGUUCUCAAGACAGACUUCUCUCGUGACUCUCUUGGAUACUGACUACACCAGCUUCGCAAUAUUUUACAUGUGUCAAGACUUCGCUAACACUCGCCUGGUUUACCUUUGGAUAAUAUCACGUCAAAGUACUCUUGGUCUCAACACAUUGGGAAGACGUUUGAGAGUUGAGGCUGCCAACAACUUGCCAAUCGGUGAACUGCGUACCGUUGGUCAGCUUAAUUGUCCAGCAUGAUAUAUAAAAUGAUUAUUUGAUCCAUAUCAAUAAAAUUGUAAUGUGAAAAUUAGUUUUGAAUAAAUAUCAAUGCAAUUUA
This is a messenger RNA of Cotesia glomerata, 1728 nucleotides long. RefSeq names its product apolipoprotein D-like. Gene Ontology annotation, molecular function: pigment binding. The transcript is spliced from 8 exons. The coding region runs from base 187 to 765 and encodes 192 amino acids. The record is from RefSeq and is a predicted model, not a curated record. NCBI's taxonomy places the organism in Eukaryota, Metazoa, Arthropoda, Insecta, Hymenoptera, Braconidae.